UAGACAGCGUCUGUACGCCAUCUUGUUAUACAAAUCCGGUUACUGCCUGUGACGAGACACGGAUAUUGACAUUCAGCUACUCAAGGGACAUUUCAUCAUUCGAUUGUAUUUCUACACCUUAUUGCAGAGAUCGCGGUAAUAGGCGGUCCCCUCAUUGUCUUAUGUGUCUGGCUCAUUGAAUAACAACUAAAUAUGGAAAACGAAGCCAAUGGUCUGGAGGUUGAAACAGCUCCUGCCCCAACUCAGCCAUGUGUAACUACAGAAAGUAUGAACGAAAUACACUCUUCUAAACUGAACUCAAUGUCCUCAAAUGAGGUCACAGACAAACUAAUUAAUGGACAAUUGGGACAAGAAAAUGAUGACAGGGUUUUAGAAGGGGCUGCGGAUAAUGGUGAUGCAAUUCCUGUUCGUGGCGCCGACAGCGGUGAUCAGAUGAACGAAGCUGUGAAGAACGAGAAUGGUAUAAAAGAAAAAGAAGAUGGUCCCGAAACUAGUGUCCAGUUAGAGAAGAAUGAAGUAGAUAUAAAGAGAAUAAAUGAGAGUGACCAGUCAACUAUAACUGAGACUACCAUGCAAGACGACAUAAUUGUUAACAACUUGAAAACACACUCGGAUAUCAAACCUACCGAAGCAAGUGCAGCAAUCACAAAGGAAGUCUCAUCUACCAAAAAAACUGCUACAGCUAACACUGUGGGAUCAACACACGAUUCAUCGACAUCCAAAGGAAAGAAAGCAUCACCCACUAAGACAGUUUCAUCUCGAUUAUUUGCCCCAACUGCAAGUUCUCAAAACAAACUCAGAGACAAGAUCGACAAAGAAGGGCAUCCUGAACCAGUUAAAAAAGCAGGUGAACGAACAAGACCUCUCAGUGCCCCACCAAAUACAUUGUCCAGAACAAGUACACCAAGAACCAGACCAACCACUGCACGCACAGCUCCAGUGUCCCCUACAAAGUCAACAACCAAGAAAACAACUGGUACAUGGGGAACUCCACCACCAAGAAAAGCAAUCAGUACAUGGGGAAAACCACCCCCUCCAAAACAAGCACACGAUAAAACACCCCAAACAAAGCCAACGGGUCGCCCAUCAAGUGCACAUAAAACCGAUCCAUCUACUAAAUGGGAAAGGGAAGUGACUAAUGGUAAAUCGAAGGUUGGGUCUACUGUGACCAAAAGUUCUGCUACAACAGUCAAUGGCUCACCGUCUAGAAUUAGUUCUGCAACAACAAAAAGAACUGUAACGACCACACCCACACAGCGAGUUAGUUCCACUCCAACCACAGUCAGAACCAAGACUCUGACAACACAAUCAGAAAUGGGACCAGAUGGAAAAGUGCGUAACACAAAAACCACCAGUUUAACAAAGGGUGGGCCUCCACGAAAGGCAGGCAGCAUAACUGCUACCCGAACUGUCAUAACGAAGGAAAGUCAAGGACCACAAACAGUAACCACAACCCAAAAAGGAGUGAUGUCUCCCAGACACAAAUCCUCGCUUUCAUCCCCAAGGAAAAUGCCUCCUCAAAGUCCAUCACACAAUAAAAGUGAUUUCCACCCAGAGUCAUUGACGCUUUCUCCAAGACAUGCAGUCAAGUCAGAACCAGGAUCUCCCAAACCAUCUAUGUCACCAGGAAGAUAUCCAAUUCAUGAGUAUCAUGAGUUAGGACGCUCUGAUGCAAUUGUCAAUAAAUUGAAUGAGUUUCGAAACAACAAAAUAUUUACUGAUCUUAUUCUUAAAGUUGGUAAAAAUGAUAUAUACUGUCAUCGCAUGAUGAUGGCUGCCUGCAGUGACUACUUCAGAGAGACACUUUCGUGUACUUUCUCCGCGAGUACAGAUAUCAUUGACAUAAGGGGUGUUCAAGGAAGUGUUUUACAGACUAUAGUUGACUAUGCUUAUACAUCCAAGGUUUCUGUUCCAAAACGAGAAGUGAAUUCAAUUCUAGAGGCAGCAAACCUGUUUCAGAUUGAUACACUCAGCGAGGCUUGUAAUGAUUUUGUUACCAAUGGUGAACUAGCACAGAUAAUGAACCAACCAAAACCCACAGUGCCAGAGAUAGUUAAACAGGCAGAAUGUCUUGUUCCUGAAGCAGAAUAUAAAGAUGGUAGUAAAAAGGAAGUAGAUGUACCUGUAGUUGAAAUGUCUAGAAGAUCACCCACCUUCGAUUUCUAUGACCAUCACCACAACAAUAAAAUUCUACACACAUUGCAUGAAUUCCGGCCAACUAGUCAAUUUGCUGAUGUUAUCUUAAAGUCUGGCCAUGAAAUUCUACCAUGUCACAGGGCGUUGCUGUCAGCGUGUAGUGAUUAUUUCUUAUCUAUGUUCACAGAAAAAAAGAGAUCUGAUACUGUGGCCAUUACAGAGAUCAAAGGUGAUGUGCUUAAGAAACUCAUUGAUUACAUUUAUACAUCCAAGAUUGCCUUCACUGAAAGGGAUUUAUACAGGGUCUUUGAAGCGGCAAAGAAGUUGCUAAUCAGUGAUGCAUCUCAAGCCUGCUUCUCUGUAAUGGCUAAAAUACUGAAUUCCUCAACUUGUCUCAAGACCUUAAAAGUAGCUGACACAGCUGGAAACACUGACUUAGCGCAUAAGUCUCGCGAAUAUGCACUUUCGCGUUUUGUGGAAGCAUGCCAGUUUGAGUACUUUCCACACAUUAGCAAAGAGCGAUUGGUCGACCUUGUUUCAUCAGAUGAGCUAUGUGUUCCAAAAGAAGAAUUAGUGUUUGUAGCAAUCAUGAGCUGGGUAGAUCACGAUGCUGAGAAUCGUCAAACACUCUUGCCAGAGCUCUUGCCAUUAAUCAGAUUCAAGCAUAUUUCCGAAUCAUUCAUUUCUGAUGACAUACUUGUUCAUCAAUACAUUAAGAACAAUGCUGAACUAAUGGACCAGAUAGAGAAGUUAAAGAUGGUGGACUCUGGGCAGCGCAAAUAUGGUGGCUCUAUGCUAAAAACUGAUUGA
Saccoglossus kowalevskii is the source of this 2946-nucleotide messenger RNA. RefSeq lists its product as uncharacterized. Lineage: Eukaryota; Metazoa; Hemichordata; Enteropneusta; Harrimaniidae. Gene Ontology annotation, molecular function: protein binding. The record is from RefSeq and is a predicted model, not a curated record.